Messenger RNA from Mercenaria mercenaria, 414 nucleotides. Its product is annotated as 60S ribosomal protein L14-like. Bases 16 to 372 code for a protein of 118 amino acids. Gene Ontology annotation, cellular component: ribosome; cytosolic large ribosomal subunit. Gene Ontology annotation, biological process: translation; ribosomal large subunit biogenesis. The transcript has 3 exons. Gene Ontology annotation, molecular function: RNA binding; structural constituent of ribosome. The record is from RefSeq and is a predicted model, not a curated record. NCBI's taxonomy places the organism in Eukaryota, Metazoa, Mollusca, Bivalvia, Venerida, Veneridae.
AAUUCCACUUUAAUAAUGUCAUUAUUUUCUGGCUACAUUCAUUUGCAGGUCUUGAUUGAUGGUCCAUGUUCCAAUGUUGCCCGUAAACAGAUGAACUUGAAAGCACUGCAGUUGACACAAUAUAGACUGAAUGUGCCGGCAUCUUGCAGACAGAAGAUUAUCAGGAAAAAUUGGGAAAAGGAAAACAUCACAGAGAAGUGGAGUAACUCUACGUGGGCCAAGAAGAUUGCUUCUAGAGAAAAGAGAGAGACUCUCACAGACUUUGACAGAUUCAAGUUAAUGAAGGCAAAGCAAGCAAGAAACCGCCUCAUUAAUGUGGAGUUUGGCAAGCUGAGGAAAGCAAUGAAGAAGUCAGGUGGCAAAAAGAAAUAAACUGUACUUUUCCUAUGAAAAUAAAUAUGUCGUCUAAAGGCA